GCUCCCGCGGACCACCCACCUCCCGCUCCGCGCUCCGCCGCCGCCGCCGCCGCGCACCAUGCUCCCCGCGGGCCGCGCCGCCUCCCGGCCGCGGCUGCUCGGCCUCUCCCUUGUGCUGCUGCUGCUGCUGCUGCCCGCGCCGUCCAGCGCCUCUGAGAACCCCAAGGUGAAGCAAAAAGCGCUGAUCCGGCAGAGGGAGGUGGUAGACCUGUAUAAUGGAAUGUGCCUACAAGGACCCGCAGGCGUUCCGGGUAGGGAUGGGAGCCCUGGGGCCAACGGCAUUCCUGGCACACCUGGGAUCCCUGGUCGGGAUGGAUUCAAAGGAGAGAAGGGGGAGUGCUUACGGGAAAGCUUCGAGGAGUCCUGGACCCCAAACUACAAGCAGUGCUCGUGGAGCUCACUCAACUAUGGCAUAGAUCUUGGGAAAAUUGCGGAGUGCACAUUCACCAAGAUGCGCUCCAACAGUGCUCUGCGAGUUCUGUUCAGUGGCUCCCUUCGGCUGAAAUGCAGAAACGCAUGCUGUCAGCGCUGGUACUUUACAUUUAACGGAGCUGAAUGCUCAGGGCCUCUUCCCAUUGAAGCCAUCAUCUAUCUGGACCAAGGAAGCCCUGAAUUAAAUUCAACUAUUAAUAUCCAUCGUACUUCCUCUGUGGAAGGACUCUGCGAAGGGAUUGGCGCUGGACUGGUAGAUGUGGCCAUCUGGGUGGGCACUUGUUCCGACUACCCCAAAGGAGACGCUUCUACUGGAUGGAACUCCGUGUCUCGCAUCAUAAUUGAAGAACUACCAAAAUAAAGCCUCUGAGGUUUUCACGCCCUACCUCCUUUAUUCUAAGAAUCAAGCCUUUGAAUGGUUCAUUUAAACGACAGUUAAAAUGUCACUUUAUGUACCUAGCUGAACGAAAAAGCGCAGUUAAAUAUGUUUACAGACCAAAGUGUGAUCUCACACUUUAAAAUCUAGAAAUAUCCAUUUUAUUUCAACAAAAGGUGAUUUCAGGAUUUUUUUCUUCAUUGAUUACUUUUUUCAUGUUUCUUUUCUUUGAAUCUAUAUAUUGGAAUGUCGUUAUGGUCCUUAGUAUUUCCAGUCAUCAACAUUUUAACGCAUACAAAAGUUAUGUUUUUG
This is a messenger RNA of Psammomys obesus (fat sand rat), 1120 nucleotides long. It is a transcript of the gene Cthrc1, whose product is annotated as collagen triple helix repeat containing 1. The transcript has 4 exons. The coding region runs from base 59 to 793 and encodes 244 amino acids. NCBI's taxonomy places the organism in Eukaryota, Metazoa, Chordata, Mammalia, Rodentia, Muridae. The record is from RefSeq and is a predicted model, not a curated record.